This is a messenger RNA of Aspergillus caelatus, 2023 nucleotides long. RefSeq names its product fungal specific transcription factor domain-containing protein. Gene Ontology annotation, biological process: DNA-templated transcription; positive regulation of transcription by RNA polymerase II. The coding region runs from base 317 to 1975 and encodes 552 amino acids. Gene Ontology annotation, molecular function: zinc ion binding; sequence-specific DNA binding. The transcript is spliced from 3 exons. NCBI's taxonomy places the organism in Eukaryota, Fungi, Ascomycota, Eurotiomycetes, Eurotiales, Aspergillaceae. Gene Ontology annotation, cellular component: nucleus. The record is from RefSeq and is a predicted model, not a curated record.
AUGACAUUAACCCAAGCCUUUUACUAGGUACAUUGAUGACUUGCUUAAUGAGGUCCGUCGCCUCCGGCAGGUUUCUCAGGUGCCACUGCCCACCAGUUCACAGUUAAUAACACCGGCUACCAUCAAUACGAAUGCACACUCGGCCGAACCAGAAGAAAUCGAAGCUGUGACGUGCUCCCCGGCCGCGUCUGAGAAUAAUGCUCUCAGCACGGUGCAGGCUGCUGACACUGACCCGAAAAGGCCAUUGAAGAUUACCGAAGGUGUUCGUAAUCCACUUUUCGAUGAACGGCCAUGGUUUUUUAGUUUGACUCCAGAAAUGCCAGUUCUUGUUGGGGAGGCCAGUGAUGCAGCAUUUGCUACUAGGAUUCGUCAAGAGCUGUUGGGAGAAAACCAGGUUCAUUACCCACGCACUCAAAAUAUGCCCGAUGAGAGCUUAUGUUCCUUGUGGCAUUCUGAAACCGUCUGGCCUACGCCCUCAAGGGCUCGCUUCCUGCUCAAAGUGGUAUUUGACACAGUAUGCCGACGCUACUACCUGACACGAAAAAGUAUAACUCUUCGGCUCUUAGAGCAAGCCAUAAGUGACCCAGCGCAAUGUGAUAUAUUGACCAGCUGCAAGCUCUAUGCUUUUUUUGCAUUAGGUGAGGCAUAUUCGACUAGGACCUGCCACCAGCCCGGAAACGAAUUUCCUGGAAUUGCAUAUUAUGCCAGUGCGACGCAGAUGCUCCGCGUGUUCAGCGAGCAACCCAGAAUCGAUUGCGUUGAGAUCAUGAUAGCACUUUCUCUCUACUCCCUUAUGAUGAACCGUCGCCAUUCUGCAUAUUGCAUGGUAGGCUGUGCUAUGAGAUUUGCUAUCGUAACCGGCCUCCACUUGAAUGUCCCACAGGAUCAACUGCCGAAUCGCGAACUACGAGAACAUCGCGUCCGCAUAUGGUGGACGGUAUAUAUACUUGAUAGGAACUGGGCGUUUAUGCUGGGGAAGCCAGUGAGCAUACACGAUGAAGACAUUGACGUGAAUCUGCCGUCCGACAUCCAAUCUUCUGCGCAAAGCCUUGCUGAGGACUUUGCGGAUACAGAUUACCUGAAAGCAGGCAUUUCUUUGGCUAGGGUUGGCGCUCAUAUUACAGCAUCGACAUACAGCCACAGGCCGCAACGGACCACAUUUUCUGAUAGGGUCCAACAAGGUCUCCGAGAUCUGGAUAAAUGGCUGCAAGGGCUCCCUGCGCCUCUUAGCAUAUUUAUUAGCCAAGUGCCACCCAAUCCGCCUAUGCAUAUAGUAACUCUGUAUCUUUACUUCAAUCAGUGUUUCAUACUGGCACUGAGGCCGGUCUUGCUUUACGCUCUCCGGAUGCGCCGUAUAUCACCCUUUGAUAACACGAGAAACGAGCGGCUACCAGCCCAUGAAACUGCUUUUGCUUUGUCGGAAGCAUGCCGCCAAUGUGCACGCCGAUCAUUUCAUAUUCUCACCGAAUCUUGGAUCAGUGGAUCUUUUCCCACGUAUGAUUAUACCUAUAGCCAGUGUCUAUUCUCUGCAUCACUUGUUCUGGCUUUGUCCAGUCUGUCAAAGACCCCAGAAUCUUCGACCGAUGGCGAUGAUUUUGAGACAGCUGUACAGAUACUCAGUCAACUUGAAAAGGCAGGGAAUUUUGCAGCCAAGGAAUUUUACAGACAUGUUGAGUCCGUAAAGAGUAUCCUUGACCACAUCAGCCUCGAAGAGUGUCAAUCUGGGCGUCCACACUGGUCCCGCGAAACCGUAGGUGGGGGUGACGCCGUUUCGUAUGACGCGCAACCGGGCCCGCCGUUUGGUUUGUCUGAAAAUGCUCAAAGGUCCAAUGUUACUGAGCCCUCACUGGAGAGCCUCCUGGCGCACCCAAACUUGGACCUUGAAACUCUAGAUCCCUCCGUAAUUAAUGACGGCUUCCAAGCUUUUAUGUGGCCGGAAGAGGACUACAGUGGCUUAGCAGAAACUGGUAUGUGAUGUAACGUAAUUCACAAGCGAACCGCGCAGCUGAUUCCAGAUAGUAAA